Messenger RNA from Dunckerocampus dactyliophorus (ringed pipefish), 5404 nucleotides. RefSeq names its product amyloid beta (A4) precursor protein-binding, family A, member 2b (gene apba2b). Gene Ontology annotation, molecular function: amyloid-beta binding; protein binding. Gene Ontology annotation, biological process: chemical synaptic transmission. Lineage: Eukaryota; Metazoa; Chordata; Actinopteri; Syngnathiformes; Syngnathidae. Gene Ontology annotation, cellular component: plasma membrane; dendritic spine; cytoplasm. The record is from RefSeq and is a predicted model, not a curated record. The coding region runs from base 162 to 2987 and encodes 941 amino acids. The transcript is spliced from 14 exons.
CCGCAGUGAGCGAGCAUAAUGCUAUGCUGGUUCCGGGGCGGCACUACUCGGUACUGCUUUCUGUCUACGAGUCAAGCAAAGGGGAUACUCGGCCUGCCAGCACCAGCUCGCAUCGCCCUCGAAUGAAUUGUCCAUUUCCCAGGAACCAACAAUAACAAUGCAUGGCUUGUAAACCACCGAACAUGGCUCAAAGGAAGAGGCCAGGGACCAGCGGAGUAAACAGCAUGGCUCCUCCAGUCCCCACCUCGUGUCCCGCACCUCUUCGACCGGAGUCCCGUGAUUUGAAGGCCCUCCCUGCUCGGCAGCGCCCGACCCGCUACUCGAAGGAAUCACAGGCUCCAAAGCCGCUUCCCCGUACCUGCAAGGCACAAUAUUCCUCUCGCAAGUGUGAGGAUGUGGUUCGCAGCUGUCCAGAAGAGGACACAGAUGCAGAUGUUGAACUGAAGAGAUAUAGCAAUCAACCAGAUGCAGAAUUAGAGGACCAGCGACCUCCCACACCCUCAACGCCUGAACUUGAGCCUGAGCAAGAGGACCACAACCAGGUAGACAUCCAUGAUGGAGCUGACAGCCUGGAUGAUGACUCCAGCUCCGACUACAUUAACAACACUUCAGAGGACGAGGAAGACUAUGAUGACGGACUUGCAGAGGAGGAUGAAGGUGUUACCUACUACAUCCGGUACUGCCCAGAGGAUGACAGCUACAUGGAAGGCAUGGACUGCAGCAGCCAAGGAGACUGCAACCACGGUCAUAGCCAGGAAGAACGUGUCGCUAUUAUGCAGCAAAAUGAAGGCCACACCGAGUGCCAGGAAGCUGUCGAAGGAUGGACUGAGGAUGGAGAGGGAGAGGUGAGGGAGGAGGAGUGGGUGGAAGAUAAAGAGGAAGAGAGUGCCACCAGGGAAGAGUGGAGAGAAGAAGAGGAAGGAGAGACAGAAGAGUGGAGGGAAGGAGACGAGGAGGGUGGAGAGGAGUGGACAGAGGAGGGUCCAGGCCGGCAAGAGCAGUGGACCGGUAGUGAGAGGCACAGUGUGGAGGAGUGGGCUGAAGGUGAGGGGGAGGUACGCUGUGAGGUGGUGGAGCAAGACCCUGAUGAACAUAUAUACAAUGGACGACCAGAGCCAAUAUUGGACCAUAACCAUCACAAUCACCACCAUCACCAACCUACCAUGCAAGACGCCCUCCACACCCAACGCGAUGACGAAGAAGAACAGGAGGAUGCAGAGAGCGAGGAGUACUGCCCAAAUGAAGAGGCAUACGAGGAAGAAGAUGAAGAUGAGAGACAUGGAAGGGCCUACACUGGAGACUACUACGUUCCAGAGGACAAUGGCAACUCAGUGCGUGGUUCGCCAUUCCGAGGACGUAAGGUGAUGGUGGUUGAGGGGGAGACCGGUGAGGAGGCGGAGGAGGACAUUGACCAAAUAGUUGCUGAGAUCAAGAUGAGUAUGAGCAUGGGGAGUCUAAGUAGCGGUACUGACCAAAGUCCGGAGGAGCUAGUGCAGGACCCGCCCACAGGUGACUACCCUCACGCCAAGCCUGACACAGCCUACCUACCAGCUCACCACCGCCAUGACAGCAGACCCAAGUCUCUCAACCUACCCUCCGUGCAUCAUAACAACCCAGACCUCCAGAGGAACCUGAAGAUCCAACCACAUUCGCCAGAAGAUAGACAGAGAUGGCAACAAGAGCAGGUGAGCAACGGUGCGGAGCAGCCGAGAAAACAGCAGCGCUCGGAUCUUAACAUUCCACUGGAGAACAACAACGUACCAGACACUGGCAAAAAGGUCGCAUCAUUUCCCAGCUUUGUUGAUGUCCCAGGACCCUGCGAGCCCGAAGACCUGAUUGAUGGGAUCAUCUUUGCUGCUAACUACCUGGGCUCGACUCAGCUGCUGUCUGAGAGGAACCCUUCGAAGAACAUACGUAUGAUGCAGGCCCAGGAGGCAGUCAGCAGGGUUAAGAGGGUACAGAAGGCUGCCAAAAUCAAGAAAAAGGCGAGCCCAGACGGGGAUGCUCAAACCCUCACAGAGGUUGAUCUGUUCAUCUCCACGCAGAGGAUCAAGGUCCUCAAUGCAGACUCACAGGAAACGAUGAUGGACAAUGCACUCCGCACUAUAUCCUACAUCGCUGACAUUGGAAACAUCGUGGUGCUGAUGGCGAGACGUCGAAUGCCCCGCACAGCCUCCCAGGACUGCAUCGAAACCACCCCUGGAGCACCUGAGGCGAAGAAGCAGUACAAGAUGAUAUGCCACGUCUUUGAGUCCGAGGACGCCCAGCUCAUCGCUCAGUCCAUCGGCCAGGCCUUUAGUGUAGCUUACCAGGAGUUCCUGAGAGCAAAUGGCAUCAACCCAGAGGAUCUCAGCCAAAAGGAGUACAGCGACAUCAUCAACACCCAGGAGAUGUACAACGAUGACCUCAUUCACUUCUCCAACUCUGAAAACUGCAAAGAGCUGCAGCUGGAGAAGAGUAAAGGCGAGAUCCUGGGUGUCGUGAUUGUGGAGUCCGGUUGGGGCUCCAUCCUCCCCACUGUCAUCUUAGCAAACAUGAUGAACGGCGCGCCUGCGGCUCGCUCGGGCAAGCUGAGCAUCGGAGAUCAGAUCAUGUCCAUCAACAACACCAGCCUCGUCGGGCUGCCACUCGCCACCUGUCAGGGAAUCAUCAAGGGCUUAAAGAACCAGGUUCAGGUGAAAAUGAACAUCGUCAGCUGCCCUCCUGUUACGACUGUCCUUAUUAAGAGACCUGAUCUCAAGUAUCAGCUGGGCUUCAGUGUGCAGAACGGCAUUAUAUGCAGUCUGAUGCGGGGCGGCAUCGCCGAGCGAGGGGGCGUCCGGGUUGGCCACCGGAUCAUCGAGAUCAAUGGGCAGAGUGUGGUUGCCACAGCGCAUGAGAAGAUCGUCCAGGCCCUCUCGAACUCCGUUGGCGAGAUUCACAUGAAGACUAUGCCUGCAGCCAUGUUCCGACUCCUCACGGGCCAGGAGACGCCGAUGUACAUAUGAAGCCAUGAAUGGAUGAAUCUUAUUGUAUAAAAAAAAUAACAAAAAAAAACAACUCCUAUUGUACAAACCCAGAGGUUAAUUCAUUUUGUCACCGUGUCUUCAAUCAGCGUUUUGGUUUGUCCCAUCUGAAAAACUAUUUUGUUUAUCAGUCUCGUAUGUGCUCUUGUGUCCCAUCAAUGACAUGAAAAGACUUACCGAGCUAUUUUUUUAUAUCCACCCGCGUAAGGCAAGAUUCAUUUCCCCCUGAUUAUUUAUUUCCCGUGUGAAUACUUCAGGAGGGGACGGAUGGAGCGUUGGUGUACAUUUUUACUGAACCGUUCUGUCCGCUGCAAAGCAGGAUGUGGUAAAUAUCGCCAGUGAAACGUGGAGGUGUUUUACGCUUGAGAAGAGUCCAUUGAAAUAUGCUAAGUUGAUAAAUAUAAUGUGGACGUGACUGGAACUGGCGUCUGCAGGGAGAAAUGCCAUAUACCGUUCAUGCGCGAAGGACCGGAGCUGUCCUAUCUAGUCUUUGCGCACGGACUGAUGAAGCCUGCUCGGAUGAGAGGCCAAACCUCCUCGGAGACAACAUGAACCAUCGAUUCGGUGCCCUGAGACUACAAUGACAACAUUCACAGGCCAUUUAGUGUAUGGUAGACUUCAUUUACAUGGCAAUACACACUCAAGUUUGCAGACUUUUCGAUGGAAACCCGUUUCCGCCAGUGAAAGAAAAAAAACAUACCCCAAUGGUAAAUCAUAACUAUGAGAUAAAAAGUCAGAAUUAUGAGAAAAGUCAAAAUUAUGAGAUAAAGUCAUAAAUGAGAUAAAAAAGUCAUAUUUGUGAGAUAAAAAGUCAUAAUUGAGAUAAAUCAAAAUUAUAAGCCAUAAAGUCAAAAUUAUGAGAUAAAAAGUCAUAAAUAUGAGAUAAAAAGUCAUAUUUAUGAGAUAAAAAGUCAUAAUUAUGAGAUAAGUCAAAAUUAUGAGCUAUAAAGUCAAAAUUAUGAGAUAAAAAGUCAUAAAUAUGAGAUAAAAAGUCAUAUUUAUGAGAUAAAAAGUCAAAAUUAUGGGUUAUAAAGUCAAAAUUGUGAGAUUAAAAGUCAUAAAUAUGGUAUGAGAUAAAAAGCCAUUAUGUCAUGACUACGAGAUAAAAAGUAGAAAAUUAUGAGAUAAAAAGUCAUGUCAUAAUUGGGAUUUUAUAUGAUAUGACAUUUAUGAGAUAUCAAGUCAAAAUGAUGAGAUAAAUAGUCAGAAAUAUGACAUAAAAGUCAAAAUUAUGAUAGUCAUAAUUAUGAGAUAUAAAGUCAAAAUUCUCAGAUAAAAAGUCGAAAAGUAUGAGAUUAAAGUCAAAAUGAUGAGAUAAAAACUGUAAUUAUGGCAUAAAAAAUUAAAUUACGGGAUAAAAAGGCAUAAUUAUGAGAUAAAAAGUCAUGUCAUAAGUAUGAGAUUUCAUAUGUAAUGAAAUUUAUGAGAUAUAAAGUCAAAAUUAUGAGAUAAAAAGUCGCAAAUUAUGAGAUUAAAAAGUCAAAAUUAAGAGAAAAAAACUCAAGUGUCAUAAUUGUGACAUAAAAAGUUGAAAUUACGAGAUAAAAAGUCAUAAUUAUGAGAUUUUAUAUUUUACAUUUAUGAGAUAAAAUGUCUUAACUAUGAGAUAAAGUCAAAAUUGUGAGAUAAAGUCAGAAUAAUGAGAUAAAAUCAUAAUUAUGAGAAAAUUGAGGCGCCUUUUUCACUGGAGCCUUUGUCACAUGACACUUGGAACAUGUGCAGUUUAUAUCUCAUAAUUUGGACUUUUAAUCUCCUAAUUAUGACUAACUUGUAAUUUAGAAUUUUUAUUUCAUAGUUAGGACUUUCUUAUCUCAUAAUUACGACUUAUCUCCUAAUUAUGACUUACCAUUGGGAAUUUUUUUUCCCUUCCAUGAGCGGAAACGGGCUUCCAUACUUUUCUAAAUAUCAAACACACAUUUAAAUGACAGUAACACUACGAGUACGAUGCAUCGAGUCUGCUUUUGAUAUCAGUUACCGUAUGAGAAAGGUUUCCUCCGUCUGCUUACUGUGGUGUGUGUUGAUCUGUGGUGUUCCUGACUGAAGUGAAUGUAACUGUGUAGUAUGAGCUGUUCCAUUGCCAUGCCAAGUAUUUGAAUGUGUGUACAUAAUGGGAAAAAAACUUGUCAAGCAUUGUGCUAAUCAUGUCGCGAGAGAGAGAGAACAGUGAAAGACGACGGUUUCAUCACUGCAAACAUCCUCCCACUCGUGUGUUGGCUUUGGAUCCUGGGAGGGAGGAACUAAGAAUCACACUGUGACAGGAAAAAAGGGCCUUACCACACAGAGAAAGGCUUUUAACAAUGCACUGUAUUCCAUUUAAUCGCGUUAUUACAUGAUCUGUGUGCAUGCCUCGUAAUGUAUCAUGUCAUUGUGGCAAGGUAAUAAAACUGGAGAUAAACCUG